AUGUUACCCUACCAGGACAACACCAUAAUAGGAACCGCAACCCCGACUAUCACGAAUGAAUUCAAUUCGUUGACAGACAUUGGUUGGUAUGGCUCUGCGUACCGACUUACAACGUGCUCGACACAAAUAUUCUUUGGCAAGGUGUAUGAAGAAUUCCGUGUCAAAUGGGUUCUACUCAUGGCCGUCGGUAUCCUCGAGGUCGGGUCGAUUGUGUCGGCUGCGGCGUCUAGUUCAGCUGCUUUCAUUAUUGGGCGAGCCAUCGCCGGCUGUGGCGCAUCGGGAAUCUUGACUGGCGUUUUAAUUGCAAUUUCUACUUCCGUACCACCUCGCUGGAGGCCGAUAUGCAACAGCACAAUCGGAGGCAUCGAAACAAUUGCCAUGGUUGUAGCACCAGUCAUUGGCGGUACCUUGACCACAAGAAUCAGCUGGAGAUGGUGCUUCUGGAUCAAUCUGCCACUGGGCGGCUUCACCAUGAUUGUGAUCAUGGCCUUAUUUCGAAACCCGGCACACCAAAAGGUUUCUGAAGAUUCGUUUCUCUCCAAAAUCAAGAAACUCCAUGUGUCUCAUCUCAUUAUUUUUACUGCAAGCAUUGUGUGUCUUUUAUUGGCUCUGGAGUGGGGCGGUGUGAGCUUGGCCUGGACUGACAUUAAAGUCAUUGCUUUGCUGGUUAUAUUCGGUAGUACUUUUGGAGUCUUUGUGGCCUUGGAAAUGCUACAGAAGGGACGCGGCACCAUUCCAAGAUCUGUGCUGUUUGAUAGGACAGCAGGUCUAUGCUUGUUGUAUGCAUUUUGUGCUGCGGCGGCGUUCAAUGUCACAGACUACUUUUUGCCCAUAUGGUUUCAAGCCAUCAAAGGAGCCACGGCAGAGCAGUCGGGCCAAAUGCUACUCCCUUCAAUCGUCGGCCUGUCUAUUGCUGCAAUCAGCUCCGGAUUCAUAUUGUCCUAUGUGGCGUACUAUACGCCUCUUAUGUUAUGCGGAUCAGUUUGCAUGAUCAUUGGCUUCUCCUUUCUAACAGACUUCACCCCAGAUACUGGACAUGCUGCCUGGAUCGGAUGGCAAGUCAUGUUCAGUGUAGGCCUCGGUCUGGCAUUUCCGCAAUCAUGGUCCGCUACCCAAGCUGCGCUCAAACCCAACGAUAUACCUGCUGGCAUGGCUGCUGUUGGAUUCUCCAUUAGUAUUGGCGGUGCUCUUUUCAUUUCCAUUUCACAAAAUAUCUUUGCAAACCUCCUCCAAAAAGGCUUAUCUUCAGUGCCUGGUUUGGAUGUAGACGGGAUUAUUUCCCGCGGAGCAACAAGUUUUCUAGAAAUUGUGCCCGCACCGAAGAGAGAUCAGGUGCUUGGGAUCUAUAACCAUGCAAUCACCAUGACCUUUUGGGCGUCUGUGGCAGUGGCUUGCCUUGGCCUGGUGGCCGCGUUGUGUAUGGAAUGGAAAUCGAUCAAACCCGUCAAUGAGAUAAUUGAUGGUGAGGAAGAAAGGAUUUAA
Messenger RNA from Pestalotiopsis fici W106-1, 1482 nucleotides. RefSeq lists its product as uncharacterized. Gene Ontology annotation, biological process: transmembrane transport. Bases 1 to 1482 code for a protein of 493 amino acids. Lineage: Eukaryota; Fungi; Ascomycota; Sordariomycetes; Amphisphaeriales; Sporocadaceae. The transcript is spliced from 5 exons. Gene Ontology annotation, molecular function: transmembrane transporter activity. The record is from RefSeq and is a predicted model, not a curated record.